AUGGGAAAAAAUUGUGUAUAGAACUGUUCAUACGGAUUAAACAAAACAGCUUUAUAUGACAAAACAUUCGCCUGUUAAAAAUGUUCCAAAACAAAUAAAUGCGCAGAAAUAGAUUCAUAUGCCGAAGGCAUGUCCGUAAUCGGUUAGUUUGUCGAAGUUGAAAAUUUAAGGUUUCCCAAAUACCCUUAUUUAAAACUAAAAAACUAAAAAAUCCUUUGGGCUCAUGCCCUUUCUGGUUAGCAAUUUUUAAUGGCAGAUGGGGUUUUAGGAUUAGGUAAAUAAUAUGAUGAAAUGAACGGAGGUUAUGCCGACGAAGAAAAUACUAAAAACAACAUAGACGAAGAAUUCGAGAGUAAAACUGAAGAUGAAAUAGAAGAAGAUAAUGAUAUUUAAGACGAAAAUUAAAAAAAUCCUUCCAAUAUGUAUUUAUAUAAAGAGGAAGGAAUUUCAUUAUUGGAAACAAUUAAACAAUAAAUAGAAGAUGUAGACGCUUAAAUUUUCACUUUAUAUAUAUCUGAUGAUGCUCAUUAUCCCAUGCAUAUAGGAUUCGGCAAUUAUACUACUUAAUAUAUUCAUGAGCCGGAAUAAAACUAAAUUAAAUGGAUUUAUUCACCUUAACAUACCGCUAUGGAAUCCUAGUAUAGCCUUUGGAUUAUAAACAUUUAAUAUAUAAGAAUAGUGAAAAAAAAUAUAUAAUAAUAAGAUGAAAAAAAAGAAAAAGAAGAAGAGCUUUAUGAAGUUUUGGAGCCAUUAGAUAUGUGUGACGAGGUCUAAUCUUUGAGUGAUUUCGACGAUUUAGCAAUGGUCAUAUCUUAUGAUGAUAAAAUAAUAUUAGGAGAGGCUACUUUAAGAAAUUAAUAUUUAGUUUUCGAAAUGAACACUAAAAUGAUAGGAUUUGCCCCUGCUAAAAAUAAAUUUAAUGAUAUGAGUUUUAUUUAAGAAUUAGAGUAUUUAUUUGAAAUAGUAGAAUAAGGAUUUGCAGCUGAUUUCCCUUAUAUAUUAGGUUUAUUAUGUUUUAGUAUUACCGGAGUAGUUAUAUUUUUAGUUAUUAGGUUCAAGAAAUAUUUUAAAAUUAGAAAAUUAAUUAUUGCUGAGGAAAAGAAUGAUGUUAAACCUUUAUUUAAAUAAAAUGAACAUUAAAUGAGUGAAGAAAUGUAUAAAUAAUUGUAAAUGUAAGAAUCGAAAGAUGAUAAAGAUACAAGUUUAUAGCCUACUUAAAUUGGGGAAUAUUGA
This is a messenger RNA of Ichthyophthirius multifiliis, 1233 nucleotides long. RefSeq lists its product as hypothetical. NCBI's taxonomy places the organism in Eukaryota, Ciliophora, Oligohymenophorea, Hymenostomatida. The transcript has 3 exons. The record is from RefSeq and is a predicted model, not a curated record.